Messenger RNA from Melitaea cinxia (Glanville fritillary), 3665 nucleotides. RefSeq names its product phosphatidylinositol 4,5-bisphosphate 3-kinase catalytic subunit delta isoform (gene Pi3K92E). Gene Ontology annotation, cellular component: cytoplasm; plasma membrane; phosphatidylinositol 3-kinase complex. Gene Ontology annotation, molecular function: 1-phosphatidylinositol-3-kinase activity; 1-phosphatidylinositol-4-phosphate 3-kinase activity. The record is from RefSeq and is a predicted model, not a curated record. Lineage: Eukaryota; Metazoa; Arthropoda; Insecta; Lepidoptera; Nymphalidae. The transcript is spliced from 20 exons. The coding region runs from base 234 to 3401 and encodes 1055 amino acids. Gene Ontology annotation, biological process: phosphatidylinositol-3-phosphate biosynthetic process; cell migration; phosphatidylinositol-mediated signaling.
CUUUUUUCACAAUAAGUACCUGCCGUAGAGGUUGCACGUAAUCUUUAAUCUUUAUUUACAAUUUCUCGGAAACAUAUUUGAGUGAUUUUAUUAGAUCGUGUCAUAUUAUGAAUUAUGUAAACGUUUAAUAAAAAGUUAAAAGUAAGGAGGGGUAUGCUAUGUGAGACGUUUAUCAGUGAAAGUGCUAAGAUGUCGAUAAUAUUUGUGUGAACUGGUAGAAUAAUACCAAAACAAUGGUUCCCGCACCGAGUUGUCCCUAUACGUGGGAUUACUGGACGUCCACGCCGUCCGAUUAUGUGGAGUUGACGUGCUUGAUGCCAAAUUCUAUAUACCUCCCUGUGACUGUUAGCUGGGAUUCAACCCUUCAAGAUGUUAAGGAGGAGUUAUGGGAUUUGGCAGGCAAGCAGCCCUUAUUCGGGAUGCUGCAUGAAAUGUCCGGUUAUGUGUUCCAAUUCAUUAAUUCCCUAGCAGUCCCCGAGGAAGUUGAUGAUGAGAACAAAAGGGUCCGAGACAUCAGGCCUGUGUUUGGGGUGCUCAUGAUUAUUGAGCGUUCCGUCGAGAGGCCCGGGGAACACUUGUUGAAUACACAAAUCAGUCAUUUGAUUGGAAAAGGUUUAAAUGAAUUUGACAGUUUAAGAAGUUCAGAAGUGAAUGAUUUUCGGAUGCGAAUGAGAUACAUAGCCGAGGAAAGUUUAAUAAAGAGAGCACAAAGUACACGAUUAGAGAGAUUAAAAUAUCUCUAUCCGCCGAGAUUAGCCGACCAUCCUACUAUACCUCCCACGCUUAUCAGUCACCUCAAUCAUAGUUCUUUUAUACUUGUCACUAAAAUAGCUAAUACAGAGUUUUCCUUCACACACAACGUGUCGGUUUAUUCAACGCCGCAGCAGCAUAUAGAAACAAUUCUUAGAAAGAAAGCUAACUCACUGAACAUGCGCGGCGAACAUCCUCGUCACUAUGUGCUCAAGGUUUGCGGGCGGGAAGAGUACCUGCUUGGCGACCACCCUCUCAUACAGUUCCUUUACAUACAAGAGACGUUGUCAAGAGACGGCGUGCCUCAAGUCAUGACAGUCAAUAUGGACAAAAUAUCUGCCUGUGAGUUUCAAUACUACGCACUGUCUGAAAGAAGACGGCUGACUUCCGAACAGUCUAAUACAAUUAGAAAGAAGAAAAAUUUUGAGUCUUCAUGGAAAAUAGAAAGAAAUUAUUCGUGUAUGGUACAAACAGUUGGUGGACUCAACGUCGACCCCGGCAGGCUUGUUGAGGUUGUAUGUCAAGUCGGUAUCUACCACGGGGGCAAAUCUCUCUGUGAGCCACAGAAGACAAGAGUGGCGGUCGUUUCUAAGGAAGGCGAGGCGCAGUGGGAUGAGGAGCUAACGUUCAAUAUUAAAGUGUGCAACGUGCCUAGAAUGGCGAGGCUCUGUUUUGUGAUAUAUGAAAUAUCUAAGACGAAGAAUAAGAGACGAGGGAAGGAUGCUAAUAAGGACUCAAUAAACCGGCUGGCGUGGGCCAACACGAUGAUCUUCGACUAUAAGGAACAGUUGCGUACGGACGGCGUCACGCUGUUCAUGUGGACGCACGUGGCGGACGAGACGCAGGGCGACGACCUGCUGCUGCACCCGCUGGGCACCGUCACCACCAACCCGCACUGCGACUCCACCGCCGCGCUGCAAGUGCGCUUCUCCAACUAUGACUGCCACUAUCCCAUAUUAUUUCCCAAACAAGAAGCUGUGAAAGCAUAUGCAGAUCAAUUGGAAAAUGGCUCACAAGACGUAAUGGCUCGAUUAACCGAGGACUUCGAGAAACUUCGAGCGACCGCUGAGAAGGAUCCUAUGUAUGAAAUGCACGAACAGGAGAAAAAAGAUAUUUGGGCGUCGAGGGAGGACUUCCGCACGCUGGCGCCGGAGCUGCUGCCCAAGCUGCUGUCGUGCGUGGAGUGGACGGAGCGCGCGGACGCGGCGCGUGCGGCCCGUCUGCUGGCCGCCUGGCCGCCGCUGCGCGUGGAGGCGGCGCUCGAGCUGCUGGACUACGCCUACGCCGACGCCGCCGUGCGCGGGUUCGCCGUGCUCUGCCUCGCCAACAUCAGUGACGAAGAUCUCCUACUAUACCUCCUGCAAUUAGUUCAAGCGUUAAAACAUGAGUCUUAUUUAAUGUGUGACCUGUCCGUGUUCCUACUGCAACGAGCUUUCAAGAACAUGACGAUUGGACAUUAUCUUUUCUGGCAUUUAAGAUCUGAGAUGCAUGUGCCGUCAGUGUCGGUCCGAUUCGGAUUGAUGCUGGAGGCAUAUUGUCGCGGAUGUCAGGAUCACAUCAGCAGUCUCAUGCGGCAGAUCACCUGCCUGGACAAACUUAAAUGGGCCAGCCAGUGCGUGCGCAAGAAGAAGGAGAUCUCGAAGGCGCGCGCCGCGCUGCAGCAGCACCUGCAGGAGCCGCACUGCGCGGAGACGCUGCGCGACUUCGUGUCGCCGCUCACGCCCAGCCUCGUCUGCAAGAGGAUCAAGCCCGAAAGAUGUCGAGUGAUGGACAGCAAGAUGCGUCCCUUACUGCUAGAGUUCGAAAACGUCGACCCUACAGGAUCAGACAUACGCAUUAUCUUAAAGAUAGGAGAUGAUCUCAGACAAGAUAUGUUCACGCUUCAGAUGUUAAGGAUAAUGGACAGGUUAUGGAAGAACGCGGGAUAUGACUUCAGAUUGAACCCAUACAACUGUAUUUCGAUGGAGUACACAGUGGGUAUGAUAGAAGUAGUGGAUGACGCGGAGACAGUCGCCAACAUACAGAAACAAAGCGCUCUUUUCAACGCGGCUUCUACCAUUUCCAAGGCCAAUUUGUUCCAGUGGCUCCGUAAACAAAAUCCCAGUGAGGAAUCGUUCAACAAAGCGGUCGAAGAGUUUACAAUGAGUUGCGCGGGAUACUGCGUCGCUACUUACGUGCUGGGCAUCGCGGACAGGCAUCCCGACAACAUUAUGGUUAAGAAAAGUGGACAGCUGUUCCACAUCGACUUCGGCCACUUCCUGGGCCACUUCAAGCAGAAGUACGGCUUCAAGCGCGAGCGCGUGCCCUUCGUCCUGACGCACGACUUCAUCCACGUCAUCAACAAGGGCCAGCGCGGCGGCGCCGGCGAGCAGCUCGACUUCAAGAUCUUCCGAGACCUCUGCGAGACGGCAUUUAAAAUUUUAAGAAAGCAUGGACACCUCAUCCUGUCGCUAUUCUCCAUGAUGAUCUCGACCGGCUUGCCGGAACUAAGUUCGGAAAAGGAUUUGCAGUAUCUGAGAGAGACUUUGGUAAUGGAUCUCUCCGAAGAGAAAGCGAUGGAGCACUUCAGACAGAAAUUCAUCGAGGCCGUGAAGAAUUCCUGGACGGCGUCCUUCAACUGGGCCCUUCACAACUUCGACAAGAACAACUGACAGUGACCUGUCAGCAGGCGGCUCAAGAGGCAGCCGUCUAAACACACCCCGCAGACGCUGUGAAUGGAAGCCGGCCUGGAGUCACAUUGUGAGCCUCUGACGUUAGAGCUCGGGAUGAGACGUCACAACCGUAUCAAUGAGACACAGUGAGCUGUAUGUAACGUUGGCUCAAAAUGACACUUAAUAGUGACUACCGUUAAUUCUAAAUAAAUUUGAAGCUAGAGUGAGUGAAAUGUUGAAAAUGAAAAUAAACGCUUAGUAAAA